This is a messenger RNA of Postia placenta MAD-698-R-SB12, 1017 nucleotides long. RefSeq lists its product as hypothetical. NCBI's taxonomy places the organism in Eukaryota, Fungi, Basidiomycota, Agaricomycetes, Polyporales, Adustoporiaceae. Gene Ontology annotation, molecular function: protein binding. The record is from RefSeq and is a predicted model, not a curated record. The transcript has 5 exons. Bases 1 to 1017 code for a protein of 338 amino acids.
AUGGCGGGUCAGUUAUGCGAGGCGUGUGGCUCUAGCUUCCAAGCCUGGACCGCAACACUCCAGUUUGCACUGACACAGGCUGCACUGCACGGAACAUUUUCCGACGUGAAGCUGACCUUGUUCUCAGAACGACUUCCCGGCGGAAGGAUAGGAAAACCAGGAGUGGUAUACGCCAACAGUGCGAUUCUCUCUACAGCCUCGCCUUACUUUCAUGGACUUCUCAGGGGCGGGUUUGCGGAAAGCAAUUCGACGGUGGACGGACUAGGAGCCGUGGCUGAUGAAUCGACAUCUACCGCUACCUAUGGCUAUGACUCUGAUAGCGACCUGGAGGAUACGGAUGAUGAGUUCCAGGAUGAGGUCCCGAGCCUUGCCGAUCCUCAAGACUUCCCAGAGGCCUCAGUAUCUUCCGAAUCCACUGCCAGUGCAACGACAUCGAACCGAGAGUGUAACCCCGACGAAGGGGACGUGACACCAUCGAAGCGAUUUCAAGACCGACCCUGGCGCGAAAUCGUUGUCAAAGAUUCUGCACUGAUAACAUCGCAAGGGAUACAACAUCGGAAGGCAGAAAUUGCACAGUACCUCUUAAGCAUGCCCCAAAAUCCGACGCCCUGCUCCCCGAAAUCCAUGUAUCGCUUGGCGGAUAUCCUUGGACUUGAUCGCCUGAAACAAAUUGCCCUUGACCGAUUAAUUGCGAGUCUAACCGUGGGAAAUGUUUGUGAUGAAUUAUUCUCCGAAUUCUCUUCUCGACACGCAGACAUCUUCAACGCACAAUUACGGUUCUUCCGACGAAAGUGCAUGGGAGUCGAGGUGCUCCCUAGCCUUCAGUUGAAGUUCGAAACGCUUGCCGCAGGCGGUUUACCACAUGGAGCCUUCCCGUUGCUGUCUUUGUUUCAGACAUGCUUGCUCAGUUUGGAAUCGGUUCGGUCGGUUCAAGGUUCAGAACCGGGCUCAGAAUCAGCCUUCGAAGACGCUAUUUUGGGCUUGCAUGUGAAGAAGGGCAAGAAGAAGAAGAAGUAG